CUUCUUUAUCAACUUCUCAUUCCUCUUUAAGAUGAAAAAUCGGAUGGAACGACUUGUGGUUCUUCCUUUCACCGCCGGGUGUGUCUCUUCCUCCAGUGUAUCUGUUAGCGUACAACAUGGAAGACGACCAAAGGAAGACAUCAACUCAGCUCACAUGGUGUGUAGGUCAAGGGAAGUGCCCAAAAAUUCAAAAGACACAUCAAGUGACCACAUGAUGAAGGGCUCAUCUAGUUCUAGGUUCUCAACACCAUCGAUACCAAAUAUAUACAUUGGGUUUCACAGGCUUACCAGAACCAUCAAAAAUCUGUCUCAGUCCCUUGUGUUCAAGGAGGAGAUGGAGGAACAGGAAAUGGAGAUGGAGAUUGGCCUUCCAACGGAUGUAAAACAUGUGACACACAUAGGGUUUGAUGGGUCGAUGAACCCCGGUGCCAAUGGUUGCAACCACUUGGACAUCUCAGAUUUUCUUUCGCUAUGCCCUAACUCCAUGGCUCAGUACGAGCAACGUGCUAUGUUUGUACCAGUAGAUGCAACUCAUGAUUCCCAAAAUACAUCAUGUAAGUUACCCGACAUUAGAGAAGAAUGAAAUGGAUGUAGAAGGAAUGAAGGGUGUUGUGCUAUUUGUGAAGAUUGUGUGAAUGAUAUAUAAUUGUCGUGUGGAUAAAGUUUUUUAUGUGAUAAUGUGUUGUUAGAGAA
Molecule: messenger RNA, 693 nt
Organism: Lactuca sativa (garden lettuce)
Lineage: Eukaryota; Viridiplantae; Streptophyta; Magnoliopsida; Asterales; Asteraceae
Product: CRIB domain-containing protein RIC4
Source: RefSeq, a predicted model, not a curated record